GCGCAUGUUGUUUCCACUCGCGAAAUCAUACAUCAAACUAUGCACAGUUCACAGAUUGUUGUGACGAUAGGAGAGGUAAUCAAGCGUGCAGCGACCUUCAAGGAGGUGGAUUGUAGCGUUUGACCCAUCAUUUGUUAUGCAAAUCUUCACUAGAAAAAAGGAACUUCACCUUCCACCUCCCAUGAUCUAAAAGGAAUGACGUAUUUGUCUCUCUCUUUUUUGGGGGGGCUUUUUUGCGUGCUGUGGCACGACUCCAAGCAUACCCUCGAUUUUUUCCAGUGGGCCUAAUGGUGUAGCUUUCAUGCCGCAACUCAUUCGUGACUGUUAGGGUACAGGAAGUACAACUGUGGGGUAUUCUUCAAUCUCAAGACCUUCAUUUCUGUUCAGGUGGACAUCAGGUACCCAUUAAGAUCCAACUUAAAAGUCAAAGCGACAAGGGAUUUCUCCGACAAGUUUCCUAGACUUGUACAAGUCAGUCAUCAUGCCACAAUUGCCUGUCUGUGGAGUUUGGAGUGUCGUGUGUGGAUUCUUUGUGACGAUAACUACCAGUACAUUCGGACCCGCAAAAGCUGGAGACUUUGCCAUUAUUGCAGAUAUUUACAACGGAACCAUUGCUGCAGGAAGCAUGGGCAAAGCCCUCGCCGAUUUAACGCCCGUUCCACUAAGAGGGGUGAUGCAACCAGUGGCCGUUGACUAUGACCCCGUGGAGCAAAUGGUGUACUGGUCUGAUCUGAAUACUUUUCCUACUGCAAAGAUCUCCAGAGCACAUUUGAAUGGAACGAGCCAGAUGACCCUCGUGGAUCAACUGCGUCUUCCAGACGGACUGGCGCUUGAUGUUGAUGCACGGAUCAUUUACUGGACGGAUGGUAUUCUUGGACAAAUCGGACGAACUCGUAUGGACGGCACUGGCGUUAAAGAAACGGUUGUAACUGGUAUAGAUCAGCCAAGAACCAUCAUAACCGACCACGGAAACGGCUACAUCUUCUGGACGGAUUGGGGGAAUGCGUCCAAAAUCGAGAGGGCAGAUCUGGAUGGAAGCAACAGGAUCGCCAUUGUUACAGGCAAUUUAAUAUGGCCCAAUGGUGUUACAAAAGAUGGUAACAUCCUGUAUUGGUGUGAUGCUAGUUUGGAUAAGAUUGAGAAAAGCGACCUCUCGGGUAAUAAUAGAGAGCUUGUGAUUGACUUGACUCAAUACCAAGGAAUACAUCCUUUCGAUUUGGCCGUAAACGAGGGCUACAUCUAUUGGACAGACUGGGGAUACAGUAACCUCCUCCGUAUGGCUGUAGGUGGCCGAGGAGUGCAAAGGUUUGGCCCACUUGUUUUCCAGCGUAGUGGGGGUCUUCACAUCCAAGAAGAGCCCAAUUACUGUGAAAGUUCCCCCUGCCUUAAUGGAGGGACCUGUGUCGAUGUCAUUAAUGGAUUUUCCUGUGAAUGCCCACCUGGAUACCUUGGAAGAAUCUGUUAUGAAAAUCCUUGUGGAAGUAGUCCGUGUGCGAACGGCGGCACGUGUACCUCUGGACCAACAGGCAGGUUAAACUGCAUGUGCAGCUCCGGUUACAACGGACAAACCUGUUCAAACGUCGUCCACUGCAUAUUGAACUUAUCUGAGCAUCUAAUGGUGGUAUCAGGCCAGCGGGCCGUAUACCUACCUGGUGACUCCGUUGAGUAUAAUUGUCCCGAUGGAUACCAGCUCGUCGGGUCCGCUGUAAGGUUUUGUCGCUCAGACUUCUCUUGGUCCGGACAGCCAGCUGUCUGCAUCCCAGAAGUCAGUGGUUGCCAACCCCCGGCUACUUUUGGUCAUGUGACUUUGGUGGAAUCAGACCAAGCCUCGUUUCAAGCAGGCCAGGAGGCAACGUUCAUCUGUGAUAAUGACUACCUUGUCGAGGGCUCCGGCGAUCACUCUGCCACGCGUGUGUGUCGUGCAGACGGCACUUGGUCCGGCGAUCAGGUUGUGUGUUCACCUGCAGGGACCCCUCCGGAGAAAAGCUAUGCAGGCGCGAUUGCAGGCGGAGUGGGCAGUGGCAUCUUGCUGAUCCUGUUUCUUUUCGUUGUUCUGGUCCUAAUCAAAAGAAGGAAAACACAAGGCGAUGGAGUCAGAGUUGUACAGCCUCCAGACGUAUCGAACCUGAUCGGUGUAGACAAAACAUUCCAACGGCAAGCACCUCCUCAAAGCAACAUCUUCCAUAUUUACGAGGAGCCUAACUUCGGUCAAAACAUGCAACCCACCAAUCAACCGCCACAAAACAAUAAUCAACCUCAUACUUAUUUGGAAGUAAUUUAAUUAAUCUCGCAUAUUUGACUGUAUGUCUGUAUGACUGUUGUUCCUAAAGGAUAUAGAGCUGAAUUUAUUCUAAAUAUCUGUCAGGAGUUGCUGUUAUUUCACGUCCUUGUCCUGUACAAACACCUUUAAUCCGGGAAUCGCUCAGAGACUCUAUCAUUCCUGAGAAACUUGACAUUCUAGAGAAUCCUCAUUGAAGUGUAUACAAACUUGGUCCCUAUUUAUUUAACAAUUUUGGCUGCUGCUUUAUGGUUGGUAACCAAUUGCUAUCACUUUUUCAUCCCUUUGUCAUCAAAGGUGGAACUUUAAACUUGUUGAUUUUUCCAAAAAUCAAAAUGAAUGUUAUCUGGGUAAGAACUGCACAUUUUGAUAGUUAGGUCUAAUACAAAUGAAAGGUAUUUUUUUCUCCCGAAGGAGGAAUUUUUCUAGAGAUAAGUGUUUCCGUUUUUUAAAAAAAAAAUUGAUGCUCAAUAUUCCAAGUGUUUGGUAUACACAUCAUACUUAAUUGUAAAUAGGCCAAAUGUGCAAAGCACAUCAAGUUUUUCAAAAACUUGUGUCAAAAGUGAUGCUGCACAUGUUUGUAUUUUGUGUGCUGAUGUCCUCGAUUGAAUCGGUUUCAAAUCGUCACUGCUUCGUGAAGUCUCGAACUGCAAGUGCCGAUGUGGGAAUGCUCUUUAGACUAUUUGCCACAUUGAAAAAAAAAAACUCCGAUGAAGGUGCCCCUGACUCCAUUAUUAAUCCAAGAAAGAUACUUUACACAUAUAGCCUAAAUGGGUAGUGUGUUUUUUGUUUUAGCCAUUCAGUUGUUUUACACAGGCCUUUUGUCACCUGCUCGGCUUUUAUUUCAAAGCUAUCCCUGAAUACGGUAGCUUGCUGUUAUUUUGACACGAAAUGGGGGCUUUUCUAUGUCAAGGCGAUGAAAAUGUUGCCGACUAAGCGUUGAGGAUAACUGAUCAGAAGAGUAGUGACUGUCGGAGUUGUAAUAGUAUGCAGGAUUUUUCCCUAUGUGGUCUGAGCUCCGUUAUAUUGCCACAUGUGUGCCCGGACCAGUAACAUCAGUGAAGGGUUGCGCUGAAACCACUAAGAGCAGUUGAAGAAACCCAAUACCUGCAAAGGUAUGCGGUAACGGUAAUAUGGAUGCAGUCUUAUUUUGUUACUGCUCGACGUUAGUUUACCAGUGUACUUUGGAGCUCUUUGAAUAACAAAUUGCAUCCUUUUAGUAACUCAGAAGCAGGGAAUAACUAUUUCUCCAACGAAAAAGUUUAAAAACCUCAACUUUAUCUAGAAAAUUAUCAGAUCUGUCAAACUGUUAUACAGCACCAUGAAGUUAAUAUGUAUUUUGUCAAUAUAACAUACGUAAUAUUUUUCAUUAUAUAUUUCUCAUUUGGAAGAUGUAACUUCCGCCUACAUCUCAACAUCAUAAAACUACCACAAAUAGAUAUAGCAGUAUCUAAAUCAUUAUAAAUGAAAUCAAUUCUGCGACUCAUUUGAUGUCAUUGAAAUCUCUUCAAUUGUAAACUAAUGCACUUAUAUUAUUAUGCACGCUUGAUGGAUCUUACUCAGAAUUACUGAUACUAUCCCCUGACGUUAUCUAUUAAUGUUUCAGAUCUGUUUGAUUUAUUAUGAAAUUUUCAUUUGUUACAAAAACCACCAUUUUAAAUUGUACGCAAUUACAUUGUAUGUUUUACAUGUAUAUAAUUAUAAACCUUUCUUAUCCAUUUUAUCCUCAUGGGAAAGCCACGAAUACAAAAUUGCAGUGUCAUAAAUCGUUUUAUUUAAUGCCAUUAAAAGCUCCUUAAAUUAAAAAUUGGUCUUUGUGUUAAUUGUAAACAUGUUACCGUUUAGAAUCAAACAACGUUUUGGAAAUAAACCUGUUUUGAUGUUCAGAAAGCGUUACCACCUGAUAAACGUGAUUUUAUCUAUUGUUAUUAACAAGUUUGUAAAUCUGUCUAAAUUUAUUUACACAUCAACACGUACAUAUUCUUUUAAAAAAAUUAACAUCACAACGUGUUUAGCUUUGGAUGAUUAACACCACAUUACGUUCAUUAAGUGUUACCAGGAAGGUUUUAAAUCAUUAACACAUGCAUGUUUUUACAGUGAAUCGUACUGCGCUUCAUUAUGUAUGUCUAUCUAUAGAGUGAUAUUGUUUAUUAGUAAAAUCCCAAACUGUUUCUUCUUCGCGACUUCUCAUGUAUAGUAAGCAUCCUCUGCUUGGGCCUUCGAUAAAGUACUUAAUUCGAACUCUAAAGAGUUCUCAGUGGGUGUUUUGUAACGGUCUGACUUUCAAAGCCUACUUUGGGCCUUCUGUAUCUGGGGGUUGGAACCCACAAAAUAACCAUGAGUCUCGUGUAUCUUUCUGUUAGAAUACAGAGUUUUGACUCCUGCUGAGAACUGUCGCUGUGAUCAUACCUAUUCCUUACUGUCACAAAGUGUUGGAAAGUCAAAUAAAUUUAUUGGACCUCUCUCUUA
This is a messenger RNA of Acanthaster planci (crown-of-thorns starfish), 4747 nucleotides long. Its product is annotated as low-density lipoprotein receptor-like. Gene Ontology annotation, molecular function: calcium ion binding. NCBI's taxonomy places the organism in Eukaryota, Metazoa, Echinodermata, Asteroidea, Valvatida, Acanthasteridae. The record is from RefSeq and is a predicted model, not a curated record.